AUGUCUAGUCAUCGUACGAAAGAACUAGCACAAAGUCGUCUUUUCCAACAGUACCCCCAUGAUUGGCCUCUGCGUGAUCGCAUUCGGCUCAGCUAUCAACGUGCUCAAGCCAUCGGCAAAGCAUACGGUUUCACUCGAGACGAUGUGCUUAACACAACCGAAAAAUUAUGGCAGUUGCAUACCGACCCAAUCUGUGGCAUUGAUGGUGCCGCCGCUAUCUUGGCUACCAUUCAAUACAAUCUCUGUGCUGGCACCAUUGCGCCCUAUGCUACUCAACAUAUCGAAAUUUCUGAGACUCUGGAACGCGUAUUGUCCUUUGAAGUGUCUGGACAGUUCUUACUCACCGAAUUGGGCCACGGGAUAGAUGCUUUGCACCUCGAAACCACCGCAACUCUUCUACCCGAUGGAUCCUACGAAUUGAACACGCCCCAUGAAAGGGCAGGAAAGUAUAUGCCGCCCACUGUACCUAUGGGGUACCCGACUAUCGCUGUGGUCAUGGCCAGAGCCCUUGUCGAUGGUAUGGAUCGUGGAGUAAAAUCUUUUCUCGCACCUAUCAAUGACGGCAAAAUCAUGCAUCCUGGUGUUGUGUGCAGAUAUCUUUCUCAACGUGGAGGGAACACGCCCCUAACCCACUCCAUAACUUAUUUCGAUCAUGUCCGUAUACCGGCCUAUUCGCUUCUUGGAAAGAUUUCUGGGCCAGUCAACCACCGCAGCUCAUUUUUCGAGGCAAUAUGUCGCGUUCCAUAUGGUACACUUGCCCUAUCAUCCCUUGGAGUCCCCGCGUUACAAAUUAUGUCGACCAUAUGCGCACGAUAUAGCAUGCGUCGGACGGUACUCAACAACGAAGAGAUCCAGAAACCUAUUAUAUCUUUCCGCACUCAGCAGGUUCCUAUUUUAACAGCCUUGGCCCAGGCAUAUGUCAUGCGAGCGUUAUUCGAUGCAUCUAUCAAACUGUUUACAGAUGUAUCUUUGGACUUUCGCGUCAGACAUGCUAUUGCGACGGCAACCAAGUCAGUCAUGGUUUGUCACACACAAGCGGCUGCCUUGGAACUGGGAGAACGGUGUGGUGCCCAAGGAUUAUUCGAGAUAAAUCAGAUCUCUUCUAUUUUCAAUGAUUUUCGUGGAAUCACCAUUGCCGAAGGGGACCUGCUUGUCCUAUCCGUUCGGCUGGCCACGGAGCUCCUCUUGAAAAGGUAUUGCGUUCCCGAGAGUCCCAAUCCUGAGAGUCUCUUGUCACGACACGAGCUUGGGCUGUUUACGGAAUUGGGAUCAGUCUUAAAGGCCCAUCACCAUCGCAGCGAAGAGUUCAGUCGGCAGGUCUUACCCCGAUGUCGAUUAUUUGUUCAAAGCAUUGGAGAGCGUAUGGCGUACGAUGCUGCUGUGGCGUCGGGCCUUGAUCCUUGCUUGGUGGACAUGUAUGUGGUCAGCUGCGUUAAACACGACUCCGCGUGGUACUCGGAAGAGCUGAAUCUGUCUCGAGCUCGGGUACAAGCCAUGGAAAACGCAGCCAUCGAAUCGAUGUACCCACGGCUCGAAGAGUUCAUCGCUAGGACAGAGGUUGAGCCAUACAUAUCGGCGCCCCUGCUGUCCUCUCGUCAAUGGGAAGCCUAUGAACGUCAAAUGACAGUUUACGGCGACUCUCCUAGAUUCAAAUCUAAGCCUUCUGACGGGAGCAAUAUUUUAUCAUUCAGCCGUCAAGCACGGUUGUAG
Molecule: messenger RNA, 1710 nt
Organism: Desarmillaria tabescens
Lineage: Eukaryota; Fungi; Basidiomycota; Agaricomycetes; Agaricales; Physalacriaceae
Product: acyl-CoA dehydrogenase NM domain-like protein
Exons: 8
Coding region: 1-1710 (569 amino acids)
Biological process (GO): fatty acid beta-oxidation using acyl-CoA oxidase; lipid homeostasis
Cellular component (GO): peroxisome
Molecular function (GO): fatty acid binding; acyl-CoA oxidase activity; FAD binding
Source: RefSeq, a predicted model, not a curated record